Molecule: messenger RNA, 1716 nt
Organism: Punctularia strigosozonata HHB-11173 SS5
Lineage: Eukaryota; Fungi; Basidiomycota; Agaricomycetes; Corticiales; Punctulariaceae
Exons: 11
Coding region: 35-1267 (410 amino acids)
Biological process (GO): mitochondrial protein processing; protein quality control for misfolded or incompletely synthesized proteins
Cellular component (GO): mitochondrial inner membrane
Molecular function (GO): metalloendopeptidase activity
Source: RefSeq, a predicted model, not a curated record
CGCAAUCCUCCUUCACAGUUACCGCGACGUCGGGAUGUUUGCGGUGCUAAGACCAGCAGUUAGACGACGAACAGCAUCUUGUCUCCAGCAUCUUCAUGAAGGACUCGCACGGAGAAGAAUAUCGGAAGCCAUAGCAAAGCCAAAUCAGAUCAGGCAUAUAUCCUCCAGUGCCCCAACUAGGGCACAGUACGUCAAGUUUAAGGGCGGACAUAACUCGUCUUGGUCUAAUCCAUCACAAUGGUCGACUCAACAACGACUUUUGGUGGCUGUUGGUACAGGCCUAACGGUUUAUUAUGUGUCACAUCUCGAGCGUGUACCAGAGACCGGUCGAUGGAGAUUUAUCGAUUCUAAUCCGAAGAUGGAGACCAAGCUAGGCGAAUAUAUGCACCAGGAACUUGUUCAGGAGUUCCGCGGCAAGAUACUACCGCCGAAUCAUCCACUUACGCUCCAGAUCCGCAAGGUCGUCGAACGCAUCCUCACCGCUAAUGAUCUGGGACAUCUGAAGGGAUCGGAACCGUCGGUGACCCUACCGCAAUUGCUCUCUCAGGCAUUACCCGGAUUAGGUGCCCACGAUGAGAGCGGAGGAUGGGAUCCGUAUUUGAAUCGGGGGGCCAACGAUGUUGCCCCAGGUACCGGUGGUGGAGGGCGCGAGUGGAACCUCCUGGUCGUGAACGAUCCGAACGUGGUUAAUGCUAUGGCUACCUAUGGUGAUAUAGUGGUGUUUACUGGCUUAUUGCCAGUCACCAAGGACGAGCAAGGUUUAGCCGCCGUCAUCGGGCACGAAAUCGGGCAUUGCGUUGCUCGUCACACGUCGGAGCGAUAUUCUCGGUCGCGUAUCCUGCUCGCCAUCACGACGUUAGUAGCCGCCGCCCUGGGGACCGACUUCGGUAUAGCCAACAUUGCCACCAAGCUUCUCUUGGACCUGCCGAACUCACGAGCACAGGAACUUGAAGCGGACCUCAUUGGCCUCCGCCUAUGUUCUAAGGCGUGCUACGAUCCGCGAGCUGCUCCACGAGUACAAGCGGCCCUGGCAGACCUCGAACGAAAACACCCAGGCGCGCUCAGAAUUGACUUGCUUGCGACGCAUCCCAAAUCUGAUCGCCGGGCUCAGAUCUUAGAGCAACACCUGCCUGAAGCUUACGCAAUGCAGGCGGCGUCGCCCGCGUGCGCAGGAUUACAAGCCGAGCUGGACGCCUUCAGACAUGCAUACGGAUUUAGCGGCGCUACGGGAGACGCAGGGCAAUUUGAGCCUGUCAGUCGAUGGUGAACACGAGGAGACGGGUUCACGGGCGGGGCCGACAGACAAGCACUGCCGUUUCCUGUUCUAACGGGACAGUCACAGAGAACGAAAAUCGAUGAUGCAUGCCGGUCUCGUAUGCCAAGACUGGCAUCAACCGCCUAAGAAGCCUCGCAUCGGCGGUAGACCCGACAUCCCUCACGUCCCUCUUCUGGUUAUGUUCUGGAUUGAAACCGGAUAGAAUGAGAUGGAACGACAAUGGAACGCUCGUUCACUGCGAUACCCGGCCGCCGCACCUGUCCUUGUUACCGGGACAGUGCAUGUCACCGUCACAUGGCUGCCGUUCGACAUAUCGAUCUGCUUCUCGACCCUCUCCCGCGACAGAGAACAAAAGUCCGAUACCAGAAUCAUCAAAGCCCCAAGCAAGGUUAGCACACGACCCCAACCUUCUCGCCUUCCUUCCAAGGUUCCUUCCUCUU